UUCACACCGCCUCGAAAGGUGAUGCAGCCCUGGUUGAUUAAUCGCCGAGAAUAUUGCCAGCCAUUGCAAAUGCAGAGAAUCAUGGCAAAAUUAUUCUAAUGGUUUACUACCUAAACAAUGCCUAAUGAGACAUGUUACUUGCAUUUGAACAAACUUUCUUAUCUAUGUACCAAUCCUGCAAUGAUUUGAUGUAAUUUUCGCGUAAAAAAUUCGAUUCGAAACCAUAAACAACGUCGGAGUACGAGUCUGCGAUAGCCGUGUUAUUUAAUAAUAUAAGAGCUUCAGCGAGUGCGUUUGCCGACAGCCAAAACAAAGAAACACGAUACCCGCAAGUUGUGGCGGCCUUAAAGUUUUUAACAAGUGGUGUUUGCAUAAUUUACAUCAAAAACUGAUAACGGGAGUCCUUAGAAACUUCUCGUCAGAGCAUUUCUUCUUUUGAGUGGAAACCGAACACUAAAUCCACUUUAAAGAGAAGUGCAGUGAAGUGCCGAACCUUUUCGAUAGCUUGCGCGACAGCGUCGCUUGUGAAAUAGCACAUAUCCCCACGAUAAUCAUGUAAAGAAAACGUCAUACGAAUAUGUGCUUGUGCUGAGAGGCAGCGAUGUAAAUAAAAUUGGAGCUGCUCCCGAGGAAAAUCUCACCACAAAGCUGUAAAAACUUGGAUGCCGGAGUGUUACUUGCAGUACGAGUUAAAAGAGCGAUCGAAACAACGAAAUACCAGCACGAACCGUAGAAAACUGAACCUGGUGUCUGCGGAUCUUGCGAGUUCUCCGAUCCCAACCGUCGAGACGCUACGAUGCAUGCAUCCUCCGCCGCGGCGACCGCACUUGUGGAGUACUCGGACGUCAGCUCGGAGGACUUCUCGGACCAGGAGACCGGUGACUUGGAUGCGGAAGCCGGCAAGGGAGCCGGAAACAUCAAAAAACCAAAGCCAGCUACGGAUAAUCAGUUCUCCAAAGGUCGUCUUGGUGCCAAGCCCGAUAAGGAGGGUUAUGAUAACUACAGAAAUAGACGAGCAGAAGACUCAAACGAUCCCGCUGCGGCCGGAUCGAGGCAAACUUCGAGCAGCGAGGCGACCAAUCCGCGUGAGGAUCCCUCCCAGGCAUCCAACACCUCGAAGGACGAGCUGUGGAGCAGGGAGAUCUACAUGUCCAGCGACUCCAUUGACACCGACGAGCUCGAGGCGGAGAUGAAGCGCCAGAAGCGCAAGAAGCAGAAGAAGGACAAGCACAAACACAAGUCUAAGAAGAAGUCCAAGAAGCGCAAGAAGAAGCGGGCCAAGUCGUACUCCAGCAUCGAUUCCAUGUCCGAUAACGACAUCAAUGCCUUACUAGACCGGCGCUACACCCCGCCGACGGCUCCUAACAAGAGCAACGAGCGGACGGUGAGCGCAGCGCCCUCCACCUUCACCCCACACAACCUCAAGGAGAGCAGUUCGCCGGCCACUCCUCCGCCCGCGCGUCGCCCUAACCCCAAUAGCACCUACUACGGUGAGUCGUCUGUUGAGACGGCCAACACUGCCCUGGGCAGCAACCUGCAGGUCACCGUAACGAACAAGCAGACGAGCAGUAACCGGCACCGCUCCCCACCUCCCUCCACCCGCUCAAGUGGCAACGGCCCGAGGUUUGCAAACUCACCGCGGACUCCGCCGCCCUCGCACUACACCUCCUCUAGCGGUGGCGGCGGUGGUGUCGGCGGCAGUGGGUCAGUGGCGCGCGAUUCACGCAGCUCCCGCUAUGUAAAUAGUCCCCACAAGGAAGAAGUGAAUGCGCAUCAUCGCUCCAGUCACGAUCACGGAUAUCAGGCUCGUUACUCUGGUGUCGGUUCCAGCAGCCACGAUGCCAGGAAGGUGAAACGCUUAUCACCGGAGCUGGAUCGCUACAAUCAUCAGCCGAGCACGCCGCCCCACAAGCGGCGGAAGUUCAGCGAUAGCCGAGAUGUGGGCCUUGGAAACUUUGAACAUAGUAGACACCACUCUGGCAAAUACGAACGCUUCAGCAGGGAUCGAUAUUCCAGGCGGUCAUCACGGAGCCCUAGUGUGCAGCACUCGCGAAGUCGACAAUCUCCCGUCGGUGGCACGACGUCCAGUGGAGCAGGUUCAAAUGCGUUCCGGCAUGGAAGCAGUCACAAACACAAGUACGGAACGACGGCUAGCCCGCCAUCUUCCCAUGCGACGAGGUCCAAGCGUGCUUCCGGAGCUGGUACCUCUGGUGAUCGCUACUCAAGAUCGCCGAGGCCAAGUUCGCGCUACUUGGAUGCCUCACCGCCGUCGCCUGUCGGAGCUUCCAGCUCUCACCACCAUCACCAUCGUCGCUCGCCAAAGAUGCGUCAGAGGACCAGAGGGGGCAGUCGUCGCCGGUCGCCCAGUUCGGCCAGCAGUGCCAGCUCCGCCUCGCGCAGCCGUUCGCCCACGUCGAGGGAUCUGAAGCACAAGCGGGAGGAGUAUUUCAAAAAGAUCAGCGAGACAAGUCUGUUUGCCGAGCUGGUUAAAGACCGUCACAAAAGGCAGAAGGCCCUGAAGGAAAUCAUUGAGCGACAGGAGGAGAACAGCAAUAGCAAUAGCAACAGCAACGGUGCACUGACCAUUAACGACAACAGUUCCUCGGUAGAUGGCAACACGCCCAACACGGGUGAUUGCCGAUCUGGCCCUGGAAGUGGAACACCCGCAGCGGCGUCGACGACUUCCAAUGGGCUUGAAGUCCUGGGUAGCAAACCAGAUCUGGACCUCAAUAACAUUCCCAUGCCAAACAAGGACACCGAUAUUUUGGCUCCGAAUCUGGGUCCAAGCUCCGAUGUUCCGGACAGUUCGACGCCAUCGAAGCAACCUUUGUUGGUAGCACCGUUCUCGGCCAAUAAAAACAACCUUAAACCGAAGAGUCUGUCCUCUUUGCCGCUGCCUCCUGGCAUGAAUGCCCUCGACCUGGUCAAUGCGAGAUCUCCUUCGCCGGCGCAGAAAAAGGAAUCGGAUGACAAGAACGCCAAUUCCACCGGCAGCGCCAACAAGAGCGUGCUUAACCUUCCGAUGCCACCGGUAAUUCCUGGCAGCGAAGAGCUAAGUGGCGACGAUGAUGUUAUCGACAGUCCCGAAGACUUUGAUGCCCCAGCUGGUGGCAAUGUGCAUGGCAAAGUUGGUGGGCAGGGAGCCACCCGUCGUCGACCAGUGAUACUCAAUCGCAGAGAUUCGAGGAACAACGUCCGCGACUGGGGCGAGCGGUGUGUGGAUGUGUUCGAGAUGAUUGCGCAAAUAGGAGAAGGAACUUACGGUCAGGUCUACAAGGCGCGAGAUCAUCAUACUAAUGACAUGGUGGCCCUGAAAAAGGUCCGGCUCGAACACGAAAAGGAGGGUUUUCCUAUUACAGCUGUGCGUGAAAUCAAAAUACUGAGGCAACUAAACCAUCGCAAUAUAGUAAACUUGCAUGAAAUUGUUACGGACAAACAGGAUGCCGUCGAGUUCCGCAAGGACAAAGGAUCCUUCUACCUGGUGUUUGAGUACAUGGAUCAUGACCUGAUGGGCCUGCUCGAAUCUGGCAUGGUCGAUUUCAAUGAGGAGAACAACGCUAGCAUUAUGAAGCAGCUCCUGGAUGGUCUUAACUACUGCCACAAAAAGAAUUUUCUUCAUCGAGACAUCAAGUGCUCGAACAUUUUAAUGAACAACAGAGGUAAAGUGAAACUGGCGGACUUUGGAUUGGCAAGACUGUACAAUGCAGACGAUCGGGAGCGACCCUAUACGAACAAAGUGAUUACCCUUUGGUAUCGACCGCCGGAACUGUUGCUUGGUGAGGAGCGAUACGGUCCGUCGAUAGAUGUAUGGUCCUGCGGCUGCAUCCUCGGAGAACUCUUUGUGAAGCGGCCACUGUUCCCAGCCAAUGCAGAGAUGGCUCAGCUUGAAACCAUAUCGAAGAUCUGCGGAUCACCGGUUCCUGCCGUGUGGCCGAACGUAAUUAAGCUGCCUCUGUUCCACACUCUUAAGCAGAAGAAGACGCAUCGCCGUCGCCUGCGGGAAGACUUUGAGUUCAUGCCAGCCCCUGCUCUAGAUCUGCUAGACAAAAUGCUGGACUUGGAUCCGGACAAGCGCAUAACGGCCGAAGAUGCGCUCCGAUCACCGUGGCUGAAGAAUAUCAACCCCGACGAAAUGCCAACGCCACAGUUGCCCACGUGGCAAGACUGCCAUGAGCUUUGGAGUAAGAAGCGCCGUCGGCAGCUGCGGGAACAACAGGAGUCGCUGCCUCCCACGGUGAUAGCCUCGACCAAAUACCAACAGCAUGGAGCUGCCAUGGUGGGAGAUGCUUAGCAUUUGCUGUUUGCUUCGCUUCUUAAUGUAAGAGAGAGCUACAAACAGCGAGAUGGCGAGGAGUGUUCCUGGUGGCACUAGCAACUAGCCGUAACUAGCAAUAACGUAACCAAUAAUGGGAUUCUGUUAUCCACGAACAGGGCCAGAAUAGGUUGAUUAAGACUUGUUCUAGCCGUUGUCGAGUUUAAGACAGCUUCAAUAAAGUCUUGGCUACAUUUACAAAUUGCUUUAUAUGUUGGGCAAAUUGAAUCAAUCGCUGUAUAAACGAAAAGUGUUAUAUAUAAUCCGCAAGAUACUUUUUGAACAAAUCAUGAUUUUAAAUAUUCAAUUUAAUUUACUUUGCUAUUAGUGUUUUUAAUUUUGGAAUAUUAAAUUGGCAAUCGGCAGACAUCGUGCAUAAGCGGGAACAUUAAAUUCGCGUAACGAAAGUGUAAACUAAUAAUUCAGUACGUAUUCGUAUAUCAUCAAAGGCGAUUUGUAAGUGACCAUGUUUCAAAGCUACGAGAUAAGCGUAUAUAGUGAAGCAGUUAAAGAUUAGCAUUUUAAUUAUAAACAAAUUGUUAAAUAAUAAUAGACUACAUAUAGUGUAUUGACUAGUUUAGUUUAUUGUUAAGUAUUUAAGAAAAGUGUAAAUUAUAAAUGAAUUUAUCAAGUAAAUAUGUACUAAUUUACCCAUAUGCAGGCAUUUGAUAAGUUUAUAUUUUAAUAUGAUGUUUGAGCGCACACAGCAUCAGAAUAAGUUGCAUGAUGUGCGUGAGACUGAAAUCGAUUCACUCCAAAUUAUGUAAAUAGGUUGAUUAAUUCUACCAUUACACACACGAUCAACAAAAGUAAUAUCUCAAAUCGCAAAUCAAAUUGACUAAAUUCAUUUUUGGAACAUCAAACCCUAUCUAAAUAAAAGUGAAAUAUA
Drosophila rhopaloa is the source of this 5201-nucleotide messenger RNA. RefSeq names its product cyclin-dependent kinase 12 (gene Cdk12). The transcript has 9 exons. The record is from RefSeq and is a predicted model, not a curated record. Gene Ontology annotation, biological process: transcription elongation by RNA polymerase II; positive regulation of transcription elongation by RNA polymerase II; protein phosphorylation. Gene Ontology annotation, cellular component: cyclin/CDK positive transcription elongation factor complex; nucleus. The coding region runs from base 797 to 4291 and encodes 1164 amino acids. NCBI's taxonomy places the organism in Eukaryota, Metazoa, Arthropoda, Insecta, Diptera, Drosophilidae. Gene Ontology annotation, molecular function: cyclin-dependent protein serine/threonine kinase activity; cyclin binding; RNA polymerase II CTD heptapeptide repeat kinase activity.